This is a messenger RNA of Nomascus leucogenys (northern white-cheeked gibbon), 3423 nucleotides long. RefSeq names its product BMP/retinoic acid inducible neural specific 3 (gene BRINP3). The transcript is spliced from 8 exons. Gene Ontology annotation, biological process: positive regulation of neuron differentiation; negative regulation of mitotic cell cycle. Bases 1088 to 3388 code for a protein of 766 amino acids. NCBI's taxonomy places the organism in Eukaryota, Metazoa, Chordata, Mammalia, Primates, Hylobatidae. The record is from RefSeq and is a predicted model, not a curated record.
UUCAGGCAUAGUACUUGUCAGUACAUUUCUGAUUUUGUGAAUUAGCUGGUGAACAGUUAAUUGGACACAGAGUACUCAUUUCAGAGAGGAGCUAUCAGAAGAAACCCCUGAUUAUCUUGGUUCUGAUAAAUUGAAAUUCAAGAAUAGACAUUACAUGAAAAAUUUAAUUGCCUCACUCUUCAUACUUGUCCGCCCCCCCCCCGCCGUGUUUAAUAGGCAUGUUAAUAUGGUCAGUGCCUUUUGCUUUUAUGAACAUUUCUAUGGACUUAACUGACAAGAUUAUCACCUCCCCUUCGUAUAGUUGUGUUGCGAGAAACAUUUUAAUCUUUACUUUUACUUCACGUAUUGACACAUAAUGAAGAGAGCACGAUAUUCAUUAAAUGCCAAACCUGCAUGUAUCCGUAAUUUUUAAAACCCACUGAGGGUUUUCUCUGAACAUCCGCCCCCCGCCCUCAAAUUAAGGACAAGUUCCUGGUCUCUACAUUUCCUUUUCUUGGGAUAGAUGGAGGUAAGUACCUAUUGUUCACGCUUUUCUUUUCCUUUUUUUUUUUUUUUUAAUUUCUGGGAAAGAACUAUUCUUGUCGUCAUUGAUGGCUGACGCGACAACCCAAGCAAUGCUUUUUUAAAUUCAAAAGCCCUUUUAGCUCCCAGACAUAAAAGUACUCCAGCUGCAGCGUCGCCCCAUCCCCCCGUCUCGGGAUUCAAGGGCUUUUCCCUCUUGACUCCCACCGAGAGGGAACGGGGUUGAGACUGUGGUCCGCACCACUUGGCGCCCCUCACCCGUCACUAGGUCACUAGUUUCUACCUGGUCUCUUUCCCAGUCCGGUCGUCCUGCCUGACAAGCCAGUGCCAUCAGAGUCCGUGACUUCAUUUGAAGAAAGGAGGGCUUCAUAUAAUUCAAUUCAAAUAUCCUCUUUGGAGAACUGCUGUUGUUGCGCAAGGGUGGAGGGAGGAACCAAAAAAAAAAAAAGAAAAAGAAAAAAAAAAAAACUUUCAGUGCAGUCAGAUCCAGUAAGGAACAGACAGUCGGUAUUUAGGUGUUGAGGGAAAGCUAAGAGAAUGAAGGCUCUAAAUCCCCUGUGGAAGCAUGAUAUGGCGAAGCAGAGCUGGUGCUGAAUUGUUCUCUCUGAUGGCUCUAUGGGAGUGGAUAGCACUGAGUCUUCAUUGCUGGGUUUUAGCGGUUGCUGCUGUUUCGGAUCAGCAUGCCACAAGCCCCUUCGACUGGCUCCUCUCUGAUAAGGGACCCUUCCAUCGCUCACAGGAAUAUACAGAUUUUGUGGACAGAAGCCGGCAGGGAUUUAGCACAAGAUACAAGAUAUACAGGGAGUUUGGCCGCUGGAAAGUAAAUAACCUUGCAGUUGAGAGAAGAAAUUUCCUUGGCUCUCCUCUGCCUCUUGCCCCUGAAUUCUUCCGCAACAUAAGACUUUUGGGACGUCGACCCACACUUCAGCAAAUCACAGAAAACCUUAUCAAGAAAUAUGGGACACAUUUCUUGCUAUCUGCUACUCUGGGAGGAGAGGAGUCACUCACAAUUUUUGUGGACAAGCGGAAGUUGAGCAAACGAGCUGAAGGAAGUGAUUCCAGCACCAAUAGCUCUUCGGUCACUCUGGAGACGCUACAUCAGCUAGCCGCUUCUUAUUUCAUUGACAGGGACAGCACUCUUCGGAGACUUCACCACAUUCAAAUUGCAUCCACUGCCAUAAAGGUAACAGAAACACGGACUGGUCCUCUUGGCUGCAGUAACUAUGACAACCUAGAUUCUGUCAGUUCUGUUCUGGUUCAGAGCCCUGAGAAUAAGAUUCAGUUGCAAGGGCUUCAAGUACUUCUCCCAGACUAUCUUCAGGAACGUUUUGUACAAGCAGCUUUGAGCUACAUUGCUUGCAAUUCAGAGGGAGAGUUUAUCUGCAAGGAAAAUGACUGCUGGUGUCACUGUGGUCCCAAAUUUCCAGAAUGCAACUGCCCCUCCAUGGACAUUCAAGCCAUGGAAGAGAAUCUUCUUCGAAUAACUGAAACCUGGAAAGCUUACAACGGUGACUUUGAGGAAUCAGAUGAAUUCAAGUUAUUUAUGAAAAGGCUACCUAUGAAUUAUUUCCUCAACACAUCUACUAUAAUGCAUUUGUGGACAAUGGAUUCUAAUUUUCAGCGCCGUUAUGAACAACUGGAGAACAGCAUGAAACAACUUUUCCUAAAGGCACAGAAAAUUGUACACAAGCUUUUUAGCCUUAGCAAGAGGUGUCAUAAACAACCCCUCAUCAGCCUGCCAAGACAAAGAACCUCAACUUACUGGCUUACUCGCAUCCAGUCUUUUCUCUACUGCAAUGAGAACGGCCUCCUAGGCAGCUUUUCAGAAGAGACGCACUCGUGCACGUGUCCGAACGACCAGGUGGUCUGCACCGCGUUCCUGCCCUGCACAGUGGGAGAUGCCUCCGCUUGCCUGACAUGCGCACCAGACAACCGCACCCGCUGCGGCACCUGCAACACCGGCUACAUGCUCAGCCAGGGGCUCUGCAAGCCUGAAGUCGCCGAGUCUACAGAUCACUAUAUUGGCUUUGAAACUGACCUGCAAGAUCUCGAGAUGAAAUAUCUGCUGCAGAAAACGGACAGACGAAUAGAAGUCCAUGCCAUUUUUAUCAGCAAUGACAUGCGCCUCAAUAGCUGGUUUGAUCCCUCCUGGCGUAAGCGGAUGCUCCUCACCUUGAAGAGUAAUAAGUACAAGUCAAGUCUGGUCCAUAUGAUUUUGGGUCUCUCUUUACAGAUUUGUUUAACUAAAAACAGCACCUUGGAGCCAGUGUUGGCUGUUUACAUCAAUCCCUUCGGAGGCAGCCACUCUGAGAGCUGGUUUAUGCCUGUGAAUGAAAACAGCUUUCCAGACUGGGAGCAGACUAAGUUGGACCUCCCCCUGCAGUGUUAUAACUGGACAUUAACUCUGGGGAACAAAUGGAAGACAUUUUUUGAGACAGUACACAUCUACCUGAGGAGUCGCAUCAAGUCCAAUGGCCCCAAUGGCAAUGAGAGCAUUUACUACGAACCUCUGGAGUUUAUUGACCCUUCCCGGAACCUGGGCUAUAUGAAAAUCAAUAACAUUCAAGUGUUUGGCUACAGCAUGCACUUUGACCCUGAAGCAAUUCGGGACCUGAUUUUGCAGCUGGACUACCCCUAUACUCAGGGAUCCCAGGACUCAGCACUUUUGCAACUACUAGAGAUCAGAGACCGUGUAAAUAAACUCUCCCCACCUGGUCAGCGUCGUCUAGAUCUUUUCUCUUGCUUGCUUCGUCAUAGACUCAAGCUGUCUACUAGUGAGGUGGUGAGGAUCCAAUCUGCUCUGCAGGCGUUUAAUGCCAAAUUGCCAAACACAAUGGAUUAUGACACGACCAAAUUAUGUAGUUAACCAUAAAUGUCAAGCACAACCCAAAAUCUUGAAGG